Triticum aestivum (bread wheat) is the source of this 1268-nucleotide messenger RNA. RefSeq lists its product as uncharacterized. The record is from RefSeq and is a predicted model, not a curated record. NCBI's taxonomy places the organism in Eukaryota, Viridiplantae, Streptophyta, Magnoliopsida, Poales, Poaceae. The coding region runs from base 1 to 1107 and encodes 368 amino acids. The transcript is spliced from 4 exons.
AUGGCGACCCCUCCGAUCACCGCGUGCAUCAGUGCCGCUGCUGCUGCAAGGUCCGCCGUCGCCACCCACGUGCUGCGUCGCAACAUCUCCGUCGCCCCCGCAUCCGCGGCCGCCGUCAUGCUUCGUCGCAACACCUCGUCGCGAUCGCACUGCGCUGCAGCAUAUGAAGCUUCACCGGUGGCCAUCGGGUGCUGCAGUGGAGCUUCGACGGGGCAGCCGGUGCUACGAUGGAGCACCGCCGCGUGGUGGUGGUGCUGCAGUGAAGCUUCGCCUGCGGCGUCGAGGUGCUGCGGACCUGCGAUGGAGCACCACCCCGCCGGUGUUGAAAACCCCUCCCCAAACUCCCGACACAACCCGCACUCCUCGUCUUCUCCAAUCGACGCAGCCCGCCGCUCCGACACGGGCGCAUCGACGCCGGAGCUCCCCCGCUCAGCUUCGCCGUGCUGCUCCCCUGCUCUCCCGCGCGUCCUCCUCCGCCGCCGGGGAUGCCUACGCCACCGCUCCCUCCUGCCUCGCGCAGCUCCACUGCCCCCCCCCCCCCCCCCCCCCCCCACCUCUUGCCUGCCUCCCAAAUCUCCCCUCUUUCACCCCCAAAGUCGUUUCUUCUUCCUCCCGCUGCGUCUCCUGCUUGCGCGCGGCGGCGACACCUCCUCCUCGUUUCCCCCGACGCCGGAGGAGGCACGGGGCAAGCAGCAGUGUCUCGCGCUGCGCUUGCGCCACCUCGGGUGCGCGUGGGCCUACGCGCCGGUCGCCGCCUCGGCCGUGCGCCAGUCCGCAAAGGAGGAGGAAGGGGGUUCCGUUCGCCGCCAAGGCGUACUGGGUAUGCUCCUCGAGUCCCCGCUCUUCAGGCCCCUCCUCACCUCCCUCAUCAAGAAGCAGAACAACAUGACGCAGAUGCUGCAGCGCACGGGGAUCCCCGACCGGCCCAUGUUCUUCCCGGAGUACCCUCUCUCUGUACAAGCAAAAGCAGCUAUGAGAAAAUUUUCAUUCAGUCAAGUUCUACUGAUUUUUGGUCUUCUUGAAUUUUGUAUAGUUGAGAUAGAUGUUCUACUUCUUUCAUUCAGUCAGGCUCUACUGAAACAUUUUGCAGAAACAAUGUUUUGCUGAAACUGAAAAAAGGAACAGAAACAUAAAUGUUCUGCUGAAACUGAAAAAAGGAACAGAACCACACCUGAAUAAUUUGUACUCCUCCUUCAUUCUUCAAUAGAUUUAGAAAUGUUCAGACUUUGAAUGUUCACUGAAUAAGUAAAUCUUGUCUUUCCUAAAAA